GACAGUAGUGAAGUGUAAAAACCCGACAAUUGCGCAGAAAGAAACAUGGAAAGAAAAGUGGCUCGUGAAUUUAGACACAAGGUGGAACUGCUGAUUGACAAUGAAGCAGAAAAGGAUUACCUUUAUGAUGUGCUUCGUAUGUAUCACCAGUCCAUGGUUCUCCCUGUCCUGGUUGGGGAUCUGAAGCUGGUGAUUAAUGAACCAAGUCGUUUACCUAUUUUUGAUGCCAUUCGACCGCUCAUCCCCCUCAAACACCAGGUGGAAUACGAUCAGCUCACACCUAAGCGAUCAAGGAGGUUGAAGGAGGUGCGUCUGGACAGAACUCAUCCCGAGGGGCUGGGGUUGAGUGUGCGCGGAGGACUGGAGUUUAAGUGUGGCCUUUUCAUAUCUCAGAUAGUAAAGGAUGGGCAAGCAAGCAACGUAGGCCUACAGGUUGGAGAUGAGAUUGUUCGGAUUAAUGGCUACUCUAUUUCUUCAUGUAUUCAUGAGGAAGUGAUAAACCUGAUUCGAACCAAGAAGACUGUGUCACUGAAAGUAAGACAUGUUGGCAUGAUACCUGUCAAAAGCUCUCCUGGUGACCCCCUGAAAUGGCAGUUUGUUGACCAGUAUGUAUCUGAAAGUGGGGACCAUAAAAACAGCAUUGCUGGAUUAGCAUCAGUUGGAGGGAAAGAAAUCAAAGAGAAGAAGGUGUUUCUCAGUCUGGCUGGCACAAAGGGCAUGGGAUGCAGCAUUUCAAGUGGACCAAACCAGAAGCCCGGUAUUUUCAUCAGCAAUGUGAAACCAGGGUCUCUUUCUGCAGAGGUUGGUUUACAGGUUGGGGACCAGAUCGUUGAAGUGAACGGAACAGAAUUUUCAAACUUGGAUCACAAAGAGGCUGUAAAAGUCCUGAAGAGUAGUAGAAGUCUGACGAUCACGGUUCUUACAGGAGCGGGGAGGGAGCUGUUCAUGACCGACGAGGAGCGAAUGGCUGAGGAGAGUCGGAGGGAACUGGAUCGUCAGGAGUUGAUGCAUCAGAAAAAAAUGGCUUUGGAGACGAACAAACUCUUGAAGGAGCAACAGGAAAAAGAAAGAGCAAGGAAGAUGGAGAUUGCGCAGAAGACGGCAGAGGAAGAGGAUCGAUACCGCAAGGAAAUGGAAAUGAUCGAAGCUGCAGAGCAGAAACAUAACAGGGACUGGGAGGAAGACUGGGGCCCCAGGGAACAGGCAGCUAGGAAGAGCCCGAGCCCCGUGCCUGCUGACAUGAUUCCACCUCCACCCAAGCACAAAAGCUCUGAGGAUAAGCAGACAGGCUUGCAUCACAAGAAGGCUGGGGAUGAGGAGGUGCAUGGAGGAGAGAGUGACUGUGAAAAAGAGAAACAGGGCUUUCAGAAAUAUGUCGAAGACUUUGACCCAUAUUCUACGUUUACUCCAGAUCAGAUUGCUAGAAGGGAUGUUCGACUACUGAGAAUUAAAAAGGCGGGUCCACUUGAUCUUGCAUUAGAGGGUGGUAUUGAUUCACCCCUUGGAAAAAUAGUGGUUUCUGCUAUUUAUGAAGGAGGUUCUGCUGACAAGCAUGGUGGAGUGGUAAAAGGAGAUGAGGUACUGGCAGUGGAUGGGGAGAUAUUGACUGAAGCUACCUUACAGCAGGCCCAGUCUAUCUUGACAAGGGCCUGGAACAGUGGUGGGGACUGGAUUGAUCUGGCCAUUGCAAUUUCCCCACCCAAGGAGUAUGAAGAUGAAGUCCCCAAAGCAGCAUCAGUCAGUCCCUCAGCAAACAGAAAGGUUUUCGACGGCAGUGCCUCUGUAUACAGACAAGGGUACCUGCUCCAGCUGUAGCACCUUCACUUUCCUAAUGGACAUUCUUUUAGAAAUGAUGACCUGUUGUGCCUGCCAUGCCAAACCAAUCCAACAGGGAAGGAGGAUCAUGUUGUUUGAAGCGGAAUAUUUGAAAUGAAGAAUUCAUAUAUUGUCAGUUACUAUUAAACAAAAAAAAAAUCAACUUCCAUGUCUCGUAGAAAUUUUAAACGAAAAACCCAAUCUUAACUAAAUGCACAAUUCAAUAAAUAAAUACAUACAAAAUCAUUAUUUUAAUCUGCAGCAGGGGGAGAUUUAAAAGGCUCCUAAUAAUUAGAUUAGCUCUGAGCAGUACAGGUUGUGUAAUUGUAUCCAUAUGGUUAGUUUCCAUCCUGUACUUGCUAACUAUCAUAAUCAAUUAGUAUGCAGUUGCUCAAAUUCUUUAACAUGGAUUAAAGAGUAACCAGCCGUAUUUGCUGUUUAAUCAUAGGAACGACAGGAAAAAGGUUGUGAAGGGGGUACCAUACAUUUUUUAAAAGAUGAAUAGCAGAGGAAAGUGUCUGACAUUGUUUCAUUAACUAUAACCCCUUUUAAGGAGGGAGUAAAUGGGUUGACAGUUAAUUAUAUUUUCACCCUGCAUGGAUUUCAGUGCACAAAUUUAUAAUGUAAAAGACCAAGGUGGCAUUGCCAAAAUGGAAGAAACAACCACCUGUUAAAUUAAACAAUGUAGGUGUGUUUUUAGGUUAAUUGUAAACCCUUUUUAUUUUCCAUUCAGCGGGGUUUUCAGCAUUUUUUAAGUCAUUCACAACAAUGCAGGUGAAUCUCGUUACUGUAUUUCUGUAUGUAAAAGUAUCAUGAAGUAUUUAGAUUCACUUCUGUUUAGAUCAAUUAAGUAGACCCCACUAUCUCUUUUGGUAGACAUAGAUUUCUUAAGCUUUACCCAUUAGUCCAGUGUUUACUGUAACAGCUUUUAUUGUGAUUUCUUUCACCCUAGAAAGGUAGACCAUUUCUCUCAAAAAAAGUGAAAAAUAAAAUAAAAUACUGUGGGAAACAAUAUAUUGCCAUUGUUUUACUCUUGGGAAAAUGUCUGUUCAAUACUGUUUUUACUGAAUCAAUAAAGAUGUACAUCUGAAUUGCAA
Polyodon spathula (Mississippi paddlefish) is the source of this 2912-nucleotide messenger RNA. Its product is annotated as harmonin-like. Gene Ontology annotation, cellular component: cilium; stereocilia ankle link complex; stereocilium tip. NCBI's taxonomy places the organism in Eukaryota, Metazoa, Chordata, Actinopteri, Acipenseriformes, Polyodontidae. The transcript is spliced from 22 exons. Gene Ontology annotation, biological process: sensory perception of sound; inner ear auditory receptor cell differentiation; inner ear receptor cell stereocilium organization. Bases 46 to 1815 code for a protein of 589 amino acids. The record is from RefSeq and is a predicted model, not a curated record. Gene Ontology annotation, molecular function: protein binding.